Rhododendron vialii is the source of this 3243-nucleotide messenger RNA. Its product is annotated as homeobox-leucine zipper protein HDG2-like. Gene Ontology annotation, molecular function: DNA binding; lipid binding; DNA-binding transcription factor activity, RNA polymerase II-specific. The transcript has 14 exons. NCBI's taxonomy places the organism in Eukaryota, Viridiplantae, Streptophyta, Magnoliopsida, Ericales, Ericaceae. Gene Ontology annotation, biological process: regulation of DNA-templated transcription. The record is from RefSeq and is a predicted model, not a curated record. The coding region runs from base 485 to 2752 and encodes 755 amino acids.
GCCACAAUUUUCAAUUUUCCUCUCCAUCUUUUUUUUCGCCUUUUCUCCGCCCUUUUCCACAAGCUCUCUCCAUUGCUCUCUCUCUCUCUCUCUCUCUCUCUCUCUCCCCUCCUUACCCCAUCUGGGUCUCACUUUCUCUCUCAUCCUCAUCUCUCUAUCUCCACUCCUUGACUAUUCCCUCUAUUAAAAGCAACCCCCAUCAAAUCACACAUUUUCACUCCCAAAACUCACUCCCUUUUCCAUCAAGAAGAGAGAGAUUCUUGACAGAUCCAUCUACCGUUCCUUGUUCAAUAGGGUUUUUACUUUUUUUAGAGAGCUUUCCAACAGACUUUUGGAGUUCAUGUAAUUUUAGAGAGAGAGAGAGAGAGAGAGAGAGAGAGAGAGAGAGAGAGAAGACUUUAAUUGGAUUCACCACAUUCGUUGGUUUUGGUUGCAGCUGUGAUCUGUCAAACGGCCUACAUCAAGGUUUUCUAAGGAGUGAAAAAUGCCAGGUGGAAUCAUGAUGCCCGCGAGACAUAUUCCGACGAUGAUCGGAGGCGGCGGUAGCUCCACGGCGGCGGCUGGUGGUUUUGGAUCGACUUCCGGACUUACCCUUGGGCAGUUUAAUCCACUGGACAACAUGCCACACAGCACAGUAGAGGCCGAUUUCGGGAGGAUGAGAGAAGACGAUUUCGACAGCAAAUCGGGGAGCGAAAACCCCGACGGAGGUGGUGGCUCCGGGGCCGACGAUCCGGAGCCUAACCAGCGGAAGAGGAAGAAGCGCUACCACCGCCACACUCAGCAUCAGAUCCAGGAAAUGGAAGCGUUUUUCAAGGAGUGUCCACACCCAGAUGACAAGCAAAGGAAAGAACUGAGCCGCGAAUUGGGGUUAGAGCCUCUCCAAAUCAAGUUUUGGUUCCAAAACAAGCGCACCCAAAUGAAGAUGCAACAUGAACGCCAUGACAACACACAUCUCCGAAACGAGAAUGACAAGCUCCGGACUGAAAACCUGAGGUACCGGGAUGCUCUCGGUAACUCCUCCUGCCCGUCUUGCGGAGGUCCGACGGCCUUGGGCGAAAUGUCGUACGAUGAACAACAGUUGCGGAUGGAGAAUUCUCGGUUAAGGGACGAGAUUGAUAGAAUGGCAGCCAUAGCAGCCAAGUACGUUGGCAAGCCGGUGUUGAACUACCCCAUCGUAUCACCACCGGUGACUCCGCGAUCACUAGAGCUAGGGAAUUUCGGAGGGGAACUAUAUGGUACAGGAGACCUACUGAGGCCGACGGGUGGACCUACUGUGGAUCAGACAGAUAAGCAGAUGGUAGUUGAGCUAGCAGUGGCAGCUAUGGAGGAGCUAACCCGGAUGGCUCAAAUGGGCGACCCGUCGUGGAUCCCGGGCAUCGGAAGCAACACUUGUGUGCUGAAUGAAGAAGAGUACUUCAGGACGUAUCCGAGAGGGAUCGGGCCAAAGCCGUUGGGGUUUAGAUCCGAAGCAUCGCGUGAGACUAUGGUUGUUAUCAUGAACAAUGUUAACCUCGUCGAAAUCCUCAUGGAUGUGCAUCAAUGGGCUAGUGUGUUCUCUGGGAUUGUCUCGAGAGCUACGACUCUCGAAGUUCUAUCAACAGGAGUGGCUGGAAACUACAAUGGAGCCCUGCAAGUGAUGAGUGCCGAAUUUCACGUGCUUUCACCAGUCGUACCUACUCGGGAAACUUACUUUGUGAGGUACUGCAAGCAUCAUAUCGAUGGUACAUGGGCCGUGGUGGAUGUUUCUUUGGACAAUCUGCGGUCUAGCCCGGUAAUGAGGUGCCGAAGACGUCCAUCUGGUUGCCUGAUUCAGGAAAUGCCGAAUGGGUACUCAAAGGUGACAUGGAUAGAGCAUGUGGAAGUGGAUGAUAGAGGAGUUCACAAUUUAUACAGGCCGUUGGUCAGCUCCGGGCUUGCUUUUGGUGCAAAACGUUGGGUUUUCACUCUGGAUAGGCAGUGUGAACGCCUUGCAAGUGCAAUGGCAACAACUCUCUCUCCUGAUAUUGCUACUUCUGCCGUUAUAAAUUCUAUAGAAGGGAAAAGGAGCAUACUGAAGUUGGCAGAGAGAAUGGUUAUAAGCUUUUGCGGCGGAGUGAGUGCCUCCACUGCUCACACGUGGACCACAUUAUCAGGAAGUGGAGCCGAUGAUGUACGGGUCAUGACCCGAAAAAGCAUCGAUGACCCGGGUCGUCCUCCGGGUAUUGUGCUAAGCGCUGCUACUUCUUUCUGGCUUCCAGUCCCGCCAAAACGAGUGUUUGAUUUCCUCCGCGAUGAACAGUCUAGAAAUGAGUGGGAUAUCCUUUCCAAUGGAGGUGUGAUUCAAGAAAUGGCACACCUCUCCAAUGGCCGCGAAACUGGCAACUGUGUGUCAAUAUUGCGUGUGAAUACCAUAGGCGGAAACCAGAAUAAUAUGCUGAUACUACAAGAAAGUUGCACUGACCCAACCGGAUCUUAUGUCAUUUACGCCCCGGUCGAUGUAAUUGCAAUGAACCUGGUACUAGCAGGGGGAGACCCGGACUACGUGCCCAUUCUGCCAUCGGGAUUUUGUAUACUACCAGAUGGACCAAAUGGGCACGGAGGUGAGCUUGUUGAGGACGGGCCUGGUGGAUCUCUUCUGACUGUCGCGUUCCAGAUUUUGGUGGAUUCUGCUCCAAAUGCAAAGCUUUCUCUUGGAUCGGUAGCGACUGUCAACAACCUCAUUGCUUGCACCGUCGAAAGGAUUAAGGCUUCUGUGGCCGCCAACAGUGCUUGAAAUGUGAAGCCUACAAAUUGGUUCGUGGAUGCAGAAUAAGGAAAAAGAGAUUAAAGCCGAUGGAUGCCAGCCAUUGAAGAUCGGAAGAAGUCAAGAUCGCACCUUUUAUGCUCCUCUAUGGUGUCGAUUUUCGCACCCAAAGAAGCAACCUAAUCAUUUUACCAAAUUUGAAGGGAUUUUAGGUUCGGAAUUGACUUCUUGGGAUACAGUAAUUAGGAGAGAAGAAUAUAAAAAUACCUUAGUUAUGUAGCCUUCAUCAGAGCCUGAACUGUUGUUUAGUUUUGGUUAAUUUUAGGGUUAGGGUUGUGCAUGGGUAAGUGUUGGUACUUCUUAUGCAUCAUCUUGAUCGAUCCUUUCCCUUGUUUUCAUUUGUUGUGCUUUUUGAGCCUUAGUGGCUGGAAGAGCCUGAAGCAAACUCAUUUUCCAUUACUUUUUAACAUCUUUUAAAUUAUUUCGAAUGUUUUGAAUAUUUAAUUGGUGUUGCUUUCUGA